Messenger RNA from Anolis carolinensis (green anole), 1378 nucleotides. It is a transcript of the gene cby2, whose product is annotated as chibby family member 2. NCBI's taxonomy places the organism in Eukaryota, Metazoa, Chordata, Lepidosauria, Squamata, Anolidae. The record is from RefSeq and is a predicted model, not a curated record. The coding region runs from base 324 to 1244 and encodes 306 amino acids. The transcript has 2 exons.
GCAUUUUAUGAGAUACUUUACCUCUCUCCUUCAGGGGGGUCCUUAUUGUGUUCUGGCUACACAUAAGCUGCUGUGUCUAUGUCACAAUGGGUCUGACACAGCCUCCUUUGCUUACAUAUUUCUGCAGUAGCAAGCAGUACUAGAAAUCAGUUUGAAUGAAUGACAGGUGCUGGCAGCUCUUCCUUCAUGUUUCAUACUUCUGCAGAUGUCAAUAUAGUAUUUGAAAGCAGAAACAAAAAGAGACAGCUAUUCAAACCAAUUUUUAAAAAGAAAGUCUUCGGACUUUCUUUUGAACCAAUAUAUGCACCUAGUGGAAGGUAAAGAUGGACUGCAUCCCACCGAAGGUCAAACUCAGUGAUGACACCUUUGUCUUUCUAGAUGGCAAGUGGGUGAAUGAAGCAUAUGUUCAACCAGCACUUUCCUCUUCAGCAGAUGCCCACAAGAAACACUAUAGCAAGAAGAUGCACAGUGACUUGACCCUCUGGGAAGAAAACAAGGCCCUCUGGGAAGAAAACAAGGCCCUCCGAGUGGAAAACAGGACACUUCGGGAAGAGAAUAAAGUACUCCAGUGUCUAAGGACACAGAACAAAGGUAUCCAGGUUAUCUAUGAUGAGAGUCUUCAACAAAUGCUCCAGCAGGAAAAUAAGCCUUUAGUAGCUCUUUCACGCAAAGCAGGACUCCAGGGUGGUAAGGAAAACAAAGCCCUUCAAUUUAUCCAAGAAGAGAAAAAAGCCCUUCAAAUUUUUCGGGAAAAGAUCUUGGCUUUGAAGGUCUUUCCUGAGGAGGGGAAGAAACUCACCCCAGUCCUUCAGAAGGAAAAGCAAUCUGACCUCUUAUUGGAGAAGGAACCCCUGGAGCAGGAAACAGACAAUACCUCUGCAUCAGCUGAGCCUGCUAAAGCUGAACCUGAAAACCAAGAAGACAACAGUGCCACCUCAGGAAAGGAAAUGCAACCAACUUCCUUAUCACUAUUGGAAGAAAAUGAAGUACUUGAAGCUGUCCAGAAACUGAACCAAAUGAUAUUGUUUCUCAUACGAGAGAACCACACACUUCUGGAAGAAAAGCAGGUGCUCCAGACUAUUGAAGGAGGGAACAAAAUGCUUUGGGAGGAGAACAACAAACUUAAACUCCAACAAAAGACCAUCAAAGAUGCUCUCAGUAAUAUUAUUGCUCAGAUGGGUUUGCUGCAAGAGACACUUAACACCUUUGAUUUCACUGAGAGUCAGUCAGAGAAUGCUGAAUGAAGAAGCCUGUUAGUUGCUGAAUCCUGAACAGCUACAGGGAGAUUGGAUAGGUUGAAAGCAGUCCAUCUACUUUCAGGAAAUUAUCUCCCUCCUGUGAUGUAAGACCUAAUAAAGUUCUGUUGUUGAUUCAGAAA